AUGGAUAUCGAUCAAAAUAUUUCGUCCCCUCUUAAUUCAUCUAACGAGAAAUGCGACUCGGACUCUUUUCAUUUGGAUAACGAGGCUAAGCUCGGCCAAAGUUUGGCAUAUGCUGCUAUACUCGUUUUCAGUUUCGUUGGAAACUCUCUCAUCGCGAUAGUUUGUUACAGGGAGAAGAACUUGCGCACUACAGUAGACUUCUUUAUUCUCAACAUGGCGUGCUCUGACAUUCUGUUUGCCAUAACAGUCGUACCUCGCAGGAUAACAGAGACACUCUCCACCCCGUUUGAAUGGCAUAUCAAUGGAUUCCUUGGAGAAGUACUUUGCAGGAUGACACACAUCGUCCAAGACGUGUCCACUGCUGUUUCCAUUGAAAGUUUAGUCGUAAUAGCUUUUGAUAGAUUUCGAUCGAUCAUGUUCCCUUUGAGAACCAACACUGUCACGCCUUCGAUAAGGAAGAUCUUCAUUGUCCUUACUUGGGUUGUGGGGUUUGGAUUCCACGCACCUUACAUAUAUGCCUGGCGCCUAUCCUCUCAAGAAAAUAAGACGUUUUGUAUCUACAGCUGGGGACCGUUUUAUGAACAGGAUAAUGCUAGCAAGGAAUAUUUCCUUGUGUUGUCUUUUUUCUUAUUCAUUCUCCCUAUGGUAACGAUGAUUAUUCUAUAUUCUCUCGUCAUUUCUAAAUUACGACAGCGAAAAGUGCAGGUAAUUAAUCAGUCAAGCAUCCAGAAGAACUCUUGGAACAGGCGCACUAGGAAUGUUCUCAGAACUGUCAUUGCUGUUGUUGUUGUUUUCGCUUUGUCCUGGCUUCCAUUCAAUAUUUCCAUCUACCUGAUUCUCUUCUACUGGGAUCUUAACCCGUCAUGUGUUGCAAGAACCAUGGUUAGGUUCAUCGUCAUCUUCGCUCACGCGAAUAACGCCAUCAACCCGUACGUCAUCUUUGGUUUUAGCACAAAUUAUCGAAGUGGAUUGAAGGCCUUAUUUUGCUCUUUGAAGAUGAGAACUCGAGUAAAACGAACAAAGGCAGUUGCCAUGUUCGAUUUGAACAAAAUAUCGGAAAUUAAUCUGGGCCGCCCGGAUGGAAAUCCACCUGAAACUAAUCUCCAUUAUGAGUACAUGGAUAAGCUUUAA
Molecule: messenger RNA, 1131 nt
Organism: Pocillopora meandrina
Lineage: Eukaryota; Metazoa; Cnidaria; Anthozoa; Scleractinia; Pocilloporidae
Source: the annotation of a GenBank genome assembly